Phytomonas sp. Hart1 is the source of this 6089-nucleotide messenger RNA. NCBI's taxonomy places the organism in Eukaryota, Euglenozoa, Kinetoplastea, Trypanosomatida, Trypanosomatidae. The record is from the annotation of a GenBank genome assembly.
AUGAGUUGGGAUGCUAAUACCAUUACAACUUCAUCUCCUCUAAGAGAUGUGACUGUGGGGAUUUCGCCGAUGUCACAUGGGUAUGUCAAUCAACAUCCAGUUCACUUCACUGAAGGGAAUGUCGCCAAUCUUGGGGCGGCAACGCCAGUACCAAUAUCAACCCCCUUGGCUGCGGACAUCAUACCGGCUCUUCCUUCCUUCCUGGGGGCUGCCCUCACUUCCUGGGGGUUAAGCGGAACUGUAGGGUCUACGGCAAACGCUGAAAUGUAUGGUGAUUCCAGCACAUCAAUUCCGAACGGCACUGGGCCGCUACCAGAAUUCAUGCAACGUUCCCUAAGGGCAGCCUGGUCAAAAGUAAAAUGGAGAGAGCUGCACAAACUGCGACACGGGCACUACUACACUGGUGAGGUGGCUGCGCUUCCAAGUGAUUUACAAAAUAGUGCUAAUAAAGUGAAACAAGAAGAAGAAAUAUCAAUGCCAUGUAAGGUCAGCGAUGCUUCUAAAAGUAUCGAAAUGACUCCCACUAUACUCCACGAACACACUGCAGUCUUGUUGACUGAUACAUCACAUAAACAAGGCUCGACUUCAUUAUGCACACAAAUUCUUCCCCAAGCCGGGGGUAAGAAUAGCGAAAAAGGAAAGCCUCUCCAGAUCAGCUCUAGAUCUACAUGCGGGCGCCAACCACACGGUUAUGGUGUUCUCCUGUAUAUUAUUUACGGUCACCGGAGAAAUAUCACUGGAUCCACACUUGCAACCCCCACAAAAGCAGCAACAGGAUAUAAUGGUGCAAACGAUGAUGCCUCCGAUGAGCACCUGAUACCGCUUGCACUUGUGCCGAAGGCAUAUUGCCCUGUGGCAGAUCUAUUCGACAGAAGUGCAUUGGACACAAGUUUAGACAAUAUGUCUGACAAUCCAAAAUCCGUGAAAAAAAUAGAAAAGUCAGUACAAUUGGAAUCUACAAAGGGAGGAAGAGGACACAACAACAGGAUUGCCAUUUUGUCGCUGGUAAUUUACAAAGGGGGAUUUUGGCACGGGCAUCCUCAUGGGAAAGGUCGCCUCAUGGUAUUUAAGCGGUAUAUUCUCGAAGGAGAGUGGGUCUAUGGGGCACCUCAACUGAAGAGUGUGUGUGUCUUACGUAAAAUCUGUGCCCAUCAAAUAAACUUGUAUAGAAAAGAUCUGCAUGGAAGGAGCCUAGAUCAUCUUACGAGUGACAAAGAGAAAGAUGAAAACUAUUUACAUGCUACCAAUGAAAUCAAGGACUCAAAUAGUUCACAAAACUCAAUCAUUUUUUCGGAAGAGUACAUGGGCACUCUUGCGGUAGGUAUUAACCAGACGAAAGCCUUGAGUCCGGAAGAAGUUGCUCGCUUUAGUGAGCCUUGGAAGCGAGCCGAUGGUCUGUCAUGGGCAAUUAACCCGCGAAUCUCUCUUCUCUACAAUGGCUAUGGUGAGGCACUGUCUACACCUAGCGGGAAUACUCAGUCUUUGCUUAAAAGUAAGGUUGGAUUCGUAUCCCAUGAGUCGAGCUCUAACCAUGAAAACUGUCUUGCAAUGGAAAGGAAGGGUAUCGUAUGGUAUUGUGGUGAGUGGGUGGCAGGAAAAAGACAUGGAGUUGGAGCAGAGUGGUGUAGCACUGGCCCCAACCGCGGCCUGUACUUAGGAGAUUAUGAACACAACCAGCGCCAUGGCUUGGGUAUUUUAGAGUAUGAUAAUGGGAAUAGCUCAUUUCCAAGUCUUGAUCGUGGUAGUGACUUUGCCUCAGUGUUUUCUGGUUCAUGGAGGUGUAACGUGCGGCAGCCUACAGCCACCCUCCUACUUAACUCAAGCCCUUUCAUGAGCCUACAAGGUGCACACUGGAGGCUCACCCCGGAUCACCCCGCCUCUGGUGAGAAAUUUUUAUUCGACCAAGCGCUGUUUAUGAAGGGUCAACAUUCUCUUAGUUGCUUGUGGGAGCCAAUCUUCAGGAAGCUGGACAUGGCACUUGGGAUGUUGCCGCCAUUGGACGAUCAGUUAAACACACAUUUACCAUAUAUAACAACAGAAAUUUCCAAGGGCGAUGACAAAGAAAAACGACUAUAUGAAUAUAUACGUCCGAUUCUGGAAAUUGUGAUAUCGUUGAAAGAGUGGGAGGCGACCCUCUCUACUUUCCAGCGUCUGUUUUACUUUAUUUUCGGCAAAUGCCCUGGAAGUAAGAUGUGGGACGGCCGGAAAUAUCGUCAACAGCAUCCAAAAGGAUAUAAAAAAAGUGAUCCAGAUACCACUCAUAGUUUGCAUUCCUUUUAUAGUAAAAAAUCCGAAGAUAGCUUUCAGGAAACAGACACCACCACCUUUGAGACUGAUACCCUUCUCGGACGCUUGGAGAAGCUUGGUCAUAGCACACCUUUCGACAUACAUUCUCUCAAUACCCGUCAUUAUGGGAGUCGGCCGACCCCUUAUUUCUUGUAUAAUUCACCAUCAUAUUGCCAAUUAAUGGGUCUUUCCACUUUGAAUGAGGCUACAAGCUCUUCGCAUCAAUGUUUCUUUGAUACUCAGGAAAUUCUCGCGUGUACAACGAACCAAGCUGAUUCGGUUGCACGUCAAGCCACACAAUUUACCGAUAAAACAAGUGAGUACAGUACCCAUCAAGUUCUUGGCGUCCAUUGUCUGCAUGCAUACAGUACGAAUCCUUCCUAUACUUCCAUCUCCACGAUACGCGGACAAACUGCAAGUGCUACAGCGGAGCGUGCCUUCCACUAUGCUGCCAGUUUUAUAACUUCUAUACAGCUCCGAUUGAUCCCUUUCGUGACACUGCAUCCUUUGAUAUGUGAAGAAAUUAACCACCAUAAACUUCUUGAAAAGUUCGGCUGGAACGUCGUUUACGGCAUUGUCGGACCACUCCUAUACGACCUCUGCAACGCCGUUGUGACCCAACAACCUAUAGACUGUGUCGGUUCAUACCUGCAUACUCCCAAGGAUCUUGACGGCCACAAUCUCAUACAUACUGCACGACAAUCUCUAGGAAGUGAGCAGGGUUUUUCGUUUUCAUCAGCGACUCAGCAUUACACGCGGCUUGGCGAUCUGCACGCGGCUGUGAGUCGACUCCUGCAAGAAACGAACAUCUCCUGGGACAUAAUCACCAAGCAAAUGGACUUGGAGUUUGAUAGAAUAGCAAACACUAAGUACAACAGUGAUGCAAACCUGAAAAAUGUCGGAAUUGCAUCAUCUUUUUGCGCUGUCGAUUCAGUCAAAAGAGAAGAGAUUAAAGUACUAGAGGAUCAAACACCCUGCACAGUCCACAAAGUAGCCCUAGAUCUAGAAGAAAUAGAACUCAUUCAUCGCGCUGCGUGCAUCUUCUCAAAUCCAGCUCUCUUUCUUGAAGUAGAAUCCCAGCAUACCUCUUGUGGAGCACUGUUUAUAUGGCAUCCUUCGUCGCAAACGUAUCAGCAGACUAUUUUAGGAUUCAGAAGUAGUGAUUGUGAACCUUUCAAUUCACCGGCAACGUUGUCCGAUAUCUUAGACACUCUCACGGCGCUUGUCCACCUCUCUGUCGUCAAGUUCCCUAACGAACUCCUUUAUCAGCAACGUUGGUUGGGCAAAUGCGUGCUCUUAGCCGCUUGCAAAGCAGAAGAAAUGCUGAUGGAAUUCAUGAAACAGGAAACAUAUACUCCACCCUUUCACGAAGAAGCGCUUCGUUCUGUGGGCUUUAGUCCCUUCGCGUGUAUUCUUUUGGCGUGCUUGACGACGUUGGGAUGGAUAUCGCCAAAAUUUCCUUUUUCCAGAGUUAGCCACAUUCUGCUUUAUGAUUUAGGUAACCAACACCAUCAUAACAGUUUCAAUGAAGAAGAGGUAAAAAAAAGUGAAUAUUUGUCGAGCACAACCAUGGAAGCAUCCAUCGCAGAUGUGCUUCGUAUUGUCUUUAAUGCAUCGUGUCGAUUAGUACAUUGCUACCCAUUUUUGCUUAGACAUGUUCAUUGCCGCAAUGACAUAGACGACGAUAUUUGGGUUUACCCUCUUGAUGAGUUGUAUGUUCGUGCUCAAUAUUGUGCAUCACUCUGUGGCUCUGAAAGAAUGCUUAAGAAACUUCUUACUGUCAAAAAACAACAACAUGAAUCCAGUGUUGAGAUAUUGAAUGAGCUUCCAAAAGGGGUGCAUGCUGUUUUCCCAUCCUUUACAUGUUUCAACCACCCCUUUUUAUCCUGCAAACUGAAUGAAUCAACCCUCUCGACAGCUCCGUCCACAAACGACUGUUCGUUUGAUCUUCCAUUGAAAAUUGCAGAGACUACAUACAGCGGUAUGGAUGAGUUGCAUGAUCUGAAGAACCUUUUAAAAAAGACCCUUAGAUUGCCAAAGGAAACUAUGGUAAACCAUUUAGAACAGUACUGGUCCGAAAUAUCGACCGAGCAGACGCUCUUGACGGGGACAGGAAAUACUAAAACCGAAGAAAAGGAGAGUGAGGACUACAGGUUGCAGCUGAACUUAUUCAAGAAUAAAAUACAUACUCCGAUGAGACAAGAGACUCCACAAGUCGAUUUAUCUUGUACCCAGACCAUAUGUUCGCCGGCAACUCAGCUUCAUGCGUAUAUUCCCAACAGGGGUCAUGCAUCCCUUUCGGACUUGGUUGCAUGGGUGUUUAAAUGUGUGAGUGAUUUACUACAAGGUUCUAGAUCUGAUAUUUCACCGUGUGAUAAUAUUUCUUCAAAUACCAACUCUAGUGAACUGGGGAAAAAGAACUGCUUUGAUCGUGACGUCUAUGCUUGGAAGCACUUUGUGUACGGAUUCCAGCAACACAAGCAGGCCAGUUCUGCCAGAUAUCGCACUUUCCCAAGCUGUGAGUCAAUGUCACGGCAAUCACUCCCGAGGAGUGGACACUUUAUUGGGCUUCAGAGUCAUCAAGGGCAGGACGAGUUGAUUCGUGAAAUAAAAAAAGGUGAAGUCACACCGUUGGUAAGGACUGAGGCUGCUGUGGAACCCUAUAGCCACGAUUUAACUGAAUCCACUAAUGAAGUCAUAUUCGCUUUCCCACCGCUGCUUUCCGAAGAGGAUUUUUCUUAUAUUGCAUUACUAGUGCUUUUUUUUGCGGAGUUGGAUAUACAAAUUGAGUUUCAGGCAUGUUUCGUUCGGUACGACGACGACGACGAAGUUGAAAAUGCGAAAACGCCCCCAGCACUGUUUACUCAUUCAAGUCAAGACCACAUACAAUCGACACCCAACACCAAAUGCGUGGCUAAAUCACAAAACAACAUUUCAAAUGAAAGGCCUCAAUGUAAUCCAAUAAAGCCCCUAUUUCCGGAUCCUUCCACUAACCUAGUGAGUGAAACCCAUUGCUUUGUGUCUCAGUUCUCCACUAUAAAUGCAACAACAGAUAAAAAUAAAUGCACUACAAACAGGGCUCAGACAGCUGAAACUUUUUCUCCAAUAGAUUCAUUGCAGAACCUAUCCACUCUUUCUGCCAAGACUAAUAGAAAUCAUGAAGGGUCACAUUCAUCAAUCGUUCAUGGAGAUCCUGUUCAGUGGAUGCCUAGAGAAAUUCAAGGGCGAGAAUUUACUCUAACUUUAUCGAUGCCAUCUAAUUUUCCCCAAAGCUUAGGAUGGGAGAUUCUAGAAAGCGCCUGGUCAACGGUUGCGACAAUGCUUGGAGGAAGUGCAUUCUCCUAUAAGAGAAAGCUAUGGAAAAAAUAGCUAACAAGGGUUUACUGUAUAAUGGUGGAAAAAAAAUAGGCUUAUCGCAUUAGUUUGAUUUUUUUGAAUUUUAUAUAGGAAAAUUACCUUCUGCGGAUGAAAUUUUAUUGCUCUUUGCCAAGGAUCCAAUUUUUACGAGAAACACAAAUCUUUACAUAAAAUUCUAUUACAAUGAAGAUAAUUAUGGUUAGAAGAAAUAUAUUUUAAUAAAUUACAUAAGGCGUUUAAAAAAAUCGCUAUACUUAUCUAGGAUUUUCUUUACGCCAUUCUGCAUCACCGUGGAGAUUCCGUUCUAUGUUUCUGGAUUUUGUUUCUCAGGUCUUAUUGCUUUCAGCAACAUUCUUUUUCUUAUCCAUUUCCAUUGGUAAAAAAGAAUAAGAUAUACGCUAAUACAUAAUUAUUUAGCAUGUGAUUUUGCUUUUGUUAGAAUAAAU